Messenger RNA from Symbiodinium sp. CCMP2456, 1152 nucleotides. NCBI's taxonomy places the organism in Eukaryota, Dinophyceae, Suessiales, Symbiodiniaceae. The record is from the annotation of a GenBank genome assembly.
AUGGAGCCGAGCUCUGCGGCACUCACUUUGACCCUGCAGCAUGCCGUCACCGGCGAGAACUUGGUGACCUGGGAUGACCUGGAGGAGUCGACCACAGCCUCGCAGCUGCGACAGCGCGCCGCUUCGGCGCUCGGGCUCCGGGACGUCACCGCGCUGCGCCUGCUGCUGUGCACCGUGGAGCUGCAGAACCACGGAACCUUGAAGUCCGCAGGAGUGAAGGAUGGCGACGUGCUUCAAGUUCUCUUCACGGAAGGCCUUGGCUUCGUGACCUGGACGAAGUCCCGGGCGCAGCUUUGGCGGCUCUCAGGCGGCGAGCCGGCGGCCAGUGUGGCUCUCCCCAGGGAAGAUGGCGACGUGCUGUCCAUGGCCUUGGACCGGAUCUCCGCCACCUUGGCGGCUCGAACCGAAAGGACCGUGAAAGUCUGGGAUGUGGGGAGAGGUGAAGUCGUCUUCGACCACUCAAACGGUGAAAGCGGAUCAAAGGCCCUGGCCAUCUGCCAGGGUGGGCAGCUUGUGGCAUUCUGGGGCGAUGCCGACGGCGAGCCCGGUCAACUGCAAGUUUGGAACAUCCACGAAAAGUGCUGUGUCUGCAUCUGCAGAGAUUGUGCCGCUUUAGUGUGCUUUUCUCCAGACGGUCAGCGAGUUGUCGCCGGCGGCCUUUUCGAUGCUCCUGCAAGCGUUUGGGACAUUUCUGCCGGAAAGCAGCUCUGGACAUUGGGGCACGGCACGGAUGGGUUCUUCUCUGGGCUGCUCUUCUCACCCGAUGGCUCCUCAGUCGUCAUUGCCAGCCGAGAACCAAACUGGGAGGAGAUCGACUUAUGGUGCGGAAAGACUGGAUCGUGGUUAAGGGGCUUAGGCGGGGGAGCCUUUGGCUUGGCAUUCUCCGAGGAUGGUGAAGAACUGGCUGGGCUUGACGAAGUUUGCAGCACCGUUUACAUCACAAGCACCUUGACAGGGUCGGUGCUGGUGCAGCUGAGCCUCGCAGAGUGGGCAGGCUCGCGCUGUAGCCAAGCAGUGCUCAAACCGAGCUCAGGGGACUUUUGCUUCGCGGGCGUUUGGGAGGAGGAUGGUGUCACUGCAAGGACCAUCCGAAAGCAGGAGGUCUUUAAGUUCGCCGUAAGGGACGAUCCCGGCGGCCUUUGCUUAUGCUGA